Oncorhynchus keta (chum salmon) is the source of this 1781-nucleotide messenger RNA. Its product is annotated as pneumococcal serine-rich repeat protein-like. The transcript is spliced from 3 exons. Bases 1 to 1011 code for a protein of 336 amino acids. Lineage: Eukaryota; Metazoa; Chordata; Actinopteri; Salmoniformes; Salmonidae. The record is from RefSeq and is a predicted model, not a curated record.
AUGAUGUGCCUAGGAAGCCUGUUUGUCUCUGCUACAGCCCCUGUGAAGACCACCACUGCCUCUGCUGUCUCUCAGGGCACAGCCAGCUCUGCUACAGCCCCUGUGAAGACCACCACUGCCUCUGCUGUCUCUCAGGGCACAGCCAGCUCUGCUACAGCCCCUGUGAAGACCACCACUGCCUCUGCUGUCUCUCAGGGCACAGCCAGGUCUGCUACAGCCUCUGUGAAGACCACCACUGCCUCUGCUGUCUCUCAGGGCACAGCCAGCUCUGCUACAGCCCCUGUGAAGACCACCACUGCCUCUGCUGUCUCUCAGGGCACAGCCAGCUCUGCUACAGCCUCUGUGAAGACCACCACUGCCUCUGCUGUCUCUCAGGGCACAGCCAGCUCUGCUACAGCCCCUGUGAAGACCACCACUACCUCUGCUGUCUCUCAGGGCACAGCCAGCUCUGCUACAGCCUCUGUGAAGACCACCACUGCCUCUGCUGUCUCUCAGGGCACAGCCAGCUCUGCUACAGCCUCUGUGAAGACCACCACUGCCUCUGCUGUCUCUCAGGGCACAGCCAGCUCUGCUACAGCCCCUGUGAAGACCACCACUACCUCUGUUGUCUCUCAGGGCACAGCCAGCUCUGCUACAGCCCCUGUGAAGACCACCACUACCUCUGUUGUCUCUCAGGGCACAGCCAGGUCUGCUACAGCCUCUGUGAAGACCACCACUGCCUCUGCUGUCUCUCAGGGCACAGACAGGUCUGCUACAGCCUCUGUGAAGACCACCACUGCCUCUGCUGUCUCUCAGGGCACAGACAGGUCUGCUACAGCCUCUGUGAAGACCACCACUGCCUCUGCUGUCUCUCAGGGCACAGACAGGUCUGCUACAGCCUCUGUGAAGACCACCACUGCCUCUGCUGUCUCUCAGGGCACAGACAGGUCUGCUACAGCCUCUGUGAAGACCACCACUGCCUCUGCUGUCUCUCAGGGCAGCUCUAGCCAAGCUAGAGCCUCUGAGAGCUGAUUGGUGUGUGGACUACCUGCUCAGGCCGACUGGGAAGACCAUGCAGGAGGAAAUGGACCCAGACUAGGAGAAUAAUUUUGAGCACUAUGCAAUUGACCCCACAGUUGGUAGUCUUCUGGAUGACUUUACCACCACCUCCAGUGCCAAAUCUGCUGCCACCAGUACCUGGCCUGCUUCACCCACAGCCCAGUCUGAUGCCAGCCAACUCCAACCAUGCAUAAAACUUGAUUUGUAUGAUAAGUGGCAACGUGUCACUAGUUUCCAUAUAGACUCUCCUGUACUCCAGACCUUUUUUAUCUUUCUAAAAUCAGAUUGAGCAUAAAUCCACAGUUGCUCUUGUGUGUCACAAAUCCCUCCCUUCCUUCCCACCGCGCACACACUGGUUGAAUCAACCAGCGAUAUAAAGUGUAUGCUGUUGGAUAAUUUUCUGUUUAAUUUGGAUGGGGGCGAUUUAAAGCCUAUCAGUAGGGCCUAUAAUAGAACAUCAACCAUUCAUGUGUUUGAUCUUGUAACACGGCUGUAGGAACUUCUAACGCGGCGGCAUGGGAUUUGUCGGAUGUAAAGUCAGGUGGUUUCGUUGCAUCCAAUGGCAGUGUAGGCGAUAAGGUUACACCAGAGUUGUAGUUCCACCUCCGAAACCGCCAAAACAACCGCUAUGCGGGUGUCAACCAACGCAAAUCUGAUUGAAUCAAGCCCUAGAACAUGUUUGCUGGGAUGUUUUCAUAUGUUUGGAUCCUGUUGUGUUAUUCACUCAGAAUCAGUCAGUUGCC